Papaver somniferum (opium poppy) is the source of this 1203-nucleotide messenger RNA. RefSeq lists its product as uncharacterized. The transcript has 3 exons. The coding region runs from base 1 to 1203 and encodes 400 amino acids. NCBI's taxonomy places the organism in Eukaryota, Viridiplantae, Streptophyta, Magnoliopsida, Ranunculales, Papaveraceae. The record is from RefSeq and is a predicted model, not a curated record.
AUGUUGGGUUAUAGCCGUGUAAGGGAUAUGUUGGAUCGUGCACAGGUGACACGAGCCAUUCAAGCAGCUGGAGAAUGGGGAGAAUUCGGCAUCACUUUGGAAGAUGUAAUCGCUUUAUUGCAUCUCCCGAUUAUUGGUAAUUUCCCUGAAGAGCUUUCAGCCGAGGAAACUGCAAUAUCUGACGUUUUGAAAGCUACGAUGGAUGAGUUCAACAAGUCACCCAAAUUUUGCUAUGCUCGAUGGUUGAAGCAUUGGUGGCCAAGAGAAAAAAUUCCUGAAGAACCUGUCGAUGAGAUGUUCUUGAGGAUAGUGGACAUUUUUUUGAAGCCAUUUGCGAUUCCUUUUGCUAUUAAAAUGGCUAAAGGUGAGAAACUUCCCAUCGGUAAUCUGUUCUUGGGUUCGUUGAUUUCCAAUUUGGACUCCUUAGUCAUAGACUCCAGCAUUUCCAACUUCUUCAUGAAAGUUGAAACAUAUGCUAAUACGAUGUUUCUCCAAGCUUUGGUGUGGGAGCACUUUGAGAAUUAUGCUCUGAUUCCUCGUAGUGUCUUGCAAGGACCAAAUGUCGACACUCGUCAUGCUUUCCUUGAGAAAGAUAAUGCUAGGAUUAUGCGUUGGUCCACGAAGCAGCCACAACACAAGAUACGCCUCACCAGUGUUUUAGAUAUUGAGUCUGAGUUUAAUUUCCGCCCCUGGGUGUCGGUUCCUCUUCUCUUCUCACAAUUUAUCACUUGCAAUGUUGUUGAAGACAAUGUCACGUUAAAAUCUGGUGUCAGUCUGAGUGAUGGAGAGAAAUCUUUUAUACUGAGUUGCACUCCUGGUUAUAUAGUGUCAGUAAUGCACGGGAAGUUCCAGGUGGAAGAAUACAACAUCGACAGAGCAGCUCGACAAAUGGGUCUCGAUCAGUGUUCUCCAGGUCAUCGAAUGAAUAAGACAUCAGUUGAGUAUCUGAAGGCUCAUUUAGAUUGCACACAUGUGAAAAGAAAUGAUUACUUGUUUCCCUGUUCCGACCGAGCUACUUAUGUAACUCUAGGUUAUAUAGACUUCUGGUGCCAACAAUUUGAGCAUUUACAUAAGUUUGCGAUGGAUGUUAAGUCUCUGGUACGAGAGUUUCCUUCUGCUGGCAUGAUUUUUGAUCGACCAAGAUUCAAGAGACUUUCUAGUGGUGAUAAAAUAAAAACGCCUCCAGAAUGCUCACAGGUGUAG